AUGUCUCACUCCUCUCUCUUGCCCAAAUCCACUGCUCCUUCCCCCCAGACGUCUCUGACCGGGGCCGCUGACAGAGCUGACAGCGUGCAGGGGCCUCUGGGUGCGUUGAGCCCUUUGAGGCCGAUCUGUGGGGCACACAGCUCGCCUCACUUCUACUCCCCUCAAGAUCCUGAGAUGCCCUCACCUUCCAACGAUGGAGAUCAAGGAGCAUCCCCCGUGAACGUGCCAUCUGUAGGCUCUUACCAGAAAAGUGGGAAGAGGAAGGUGCACGGGAAAAAGAAGAAAGGCUCCAUAACUGCAAAUAUUGCUGGCACCAAAUAUGAGAUUGUGCGUGCAGUCAUUUGUGAGAUGGACUUCAUCAAGGCCCGGGACGAGGAUGAAACUACUAAUCUCAUAUGGAACGACUCCGCCGUGCAGCAUGAGAAGAUCGCUGAGCUCAGGAAUUAUCAGAGAAUUAAUCAUUUUCCGGGCAUGGGUGAAAUUUGCCGGAAAGAUUGUCUAGCAAGAAACAUGUCAAAAAUGAUCAAGUGCCAGCCUCAAGAGUACAGCUUCAUCCCCAAAACAUGGAUCUUUCCGGCAGAGUACACCCAAUUCCAAAACUAUGUCAAAGAACUACGGAGAAUACGCAGACAGAAAACCUUCAUUGUCAAACCUGCCAAUGGUGCAAUGGGUCAUGGGAUCUCACUUAUCCGUAACUGUGAGAAACUGCCUGCACAGGAGCACUUCAUUGUGCAAGAGUAUCUGGACAAGCCCUUCUUGAUGGAGGGAUACAAGUUUGACCUCCGCAUUUACAUUCUUGUUACGUCUUGUGAUCCGCUUCGUAUCUUCCUGUACAACGAUGGCCUGGUGCGCAUGGGGACAGAGAAGUACCAUGCUCCAAGUGAAGCAAAUCUGAGCCAACUUUAUAUGCAUCUGACCAACUACUCUGUAAACAAACACAAUGAGAAUUUUGAGCGUGACGAAACGGUGGACAAAGGCAGCAAGAGAUCCAUCAGCUGGUUCACAGAGUUUCUUCGAGCCAAUGACUACGACGUGGCCAAGUUCUGGGGAGACAUAUCAGAGCUUGUGGUGAAGACUCUGAUUGUGGCUGAGCCCCAUGUGCUGCACGCCUACCGCAUGUGCCGCCCUGGACAGCCACCAGGGAGCGACAGUGUCUGCUUCGAGGUGCUGGGCUUUGACAUCAUCCUGGACCGGAAACUCAAACCGUGGCUUUUAGAGAUCAAUCGCGCCCCGAGCUUUGGUACCGAUCAGAGAAUAGACUACAAUGUGAAGAGGGGGGUCCUAUUCAACGCUCUCCAGCUCCUUAACAUCAGAGCAAGUGAUAAAAAGCGAAAUCUCGCUCAGCAAAAAGCAGAGGCCCAGAGGCGGCUCUACGGACACGGCUCUAUGAAGAAAUUGUCAGCGUCAUCCUCUGACUGGGAGAAGCAGCGCCACACACUGGAGCGGAGGAGGGAGGAGCUGAAAGAUAGGCUGGCACAAGUUCGCAAGCAAAUAUCCCGUGAGGAAUAUGAAAGGCUACAUCUUGGGAACUACAGACGUAUUUACCCCCCAGAUGACAAGCUGCUGCUGGAGAAGUAUGAAAGCCUGCUCUCCGCUGCCUUUCAGACCUUCCUAGCAGGGCGCGCCGCCUCACUUCAAAAGGAAAUGAAUAAUCCUCUGAAACAAAUGAAGGAGGAAGACAUCCUGGACCUGUUGGAGCAGUGUGAGCUGGACGAUGAGAAGUUAAUGGGCAAGUCCCCGAGGCAGCGCAUCCCAAGGCCUUUGACCGCCAUGCCAGAGUCCAUCCAGUAUCUACGGAGGCAGCGGCCGGAUUACCUGGCUGACUUCACCAGUGCAAGCAGCGCUGACAACUCCUUCACUUCCUCUGACGAAGAGGAGGAGGAUCGGAGGAAAACUGCAGGAAGGAGGGCAGCGGAGAAAAAGAAAGUGUCCUAUGAUCUCGGAGAUGACAAGGAGAAACACAUGGCUGAGCGAGCAGGCCGAAUACACUGGAAACCUUCAAUCAAGUCUCUCAAAUCAGCUCCCGCCCACCCCGCCUCACCGACUCUGACUGGACCAAUCAGGCGCUCCAUCUCCUGUCCCCGCUCUAUCGCCUCACUUUCAUCGCCGAAUGAGGUGCGAUCUUUGUCAUGCAGGCCACCUCCCAUAGUCCCCUUGGCCACGCCUCUGAUCAGGCCCAGUUCAGCUACACUUCGAUCACAUUCGCUGAGUCGAACUGGCUCCGCCCAUCGUGUACCCCAUAGCAACAGCCUGGGGACCAUCCACUCCAAUAUUGGCGAUUCACUUUCAAACUUGAGGAGUAAGGAGCAGGAGCUGGAGCUGGUGAGGCAGACCUUGGCUGCCCUGACUGCAAUGAGGAUUCGAUUUCCAGGCAAGACAGAGGAAGAAGCAGAUGCUGUGCUCGAUGAUAUUCUUGACAACUGGAAAUACCACAAACCUAAGGUGGCCUCCUAUUGGUUAGUGAAGUUGGACUCAACCAAACAACGAAAGGUACUAGACAUAGUCCGUACAAAUGUCCGUUCCGCUCUGCAGCGAAUCUGGAGAGAGCCAGAGGUUGAGAACCUUCACUUGUACAGGAUGUUCACUCGCAUAUUUAACCGGCUGCUCUGGAGCCACGGCCAGGGCCUGUGGAACUGCUUCUCCCACACAGGGUCGUCGUGGGAGAGCGUCUUCAGCCGGAGCAGUGAGGUGGUGUCUCCCCUGGAGCUGCAGUGCUGCCGCCGGCUGGUCCAGCUGUGCAGAGACUGUCUGCUGGUCGUUUACAAGUUUGUGUCCGAGUCCAGAGGCUCUUUGACUGGAUUGAGCCCUGAAUGGGAUGACACAAGGUAUCUGCUGCCAGUCACCUCCCUGUUCAAGUGGCCUUCGUCCAGCUUUGGCCGCAUGUCGUCAUCGGCCACUGCCCCGCGCUCUCGCAGCCUCCUCGCUGCCAGGAUGGGGCAUUACUAA
Molecule: messenger RNA, 2946 nt
Organism: Knipowitschia caucasica
Lineage: Eukaryota; Metazoa; Chordata; Actinopteri; Gobiiformes; Gobiidae
Source: the annotation of a GenBank genome assembly